CUCACCGGAGGAAGGACAAAUAAUGUUCACAAUAUCACCAUCCGUCUAUUGAUAAACAGAUACUAAUAUCCGGUAAUGAAUGGGGGAGUGGGGAGAGUGGGAAUCCGCCUCACGCGCAACGACUCCGUUGUUUUCUACCGGAGAUUUACGGAGGAGGAAUCACCGAGGGUUUGAUAUUAACCCGACCGUAGCCGACCUAUUAUCUGCCGGUCAGACAUUAUUCUUAUCGCCGGCGGUCUGAGGGCAAGCAAAGACUCAAGGGUGUGUCGACAGGAAGUCUGUGUGUGACCUGUUGUCGUGAGCAAUCAUGUUCCGCAACAGCCUGAAGAUGCUGCUGGGAGGCAAAAGCCGCAAGAGCAACAACAGUGGUGGCAGUGGCAUUGAGUCAGAGGGGUCAGAGGUCAGGAUGAUGGAGGGAUUCACUCGUUCGCUUCCCUCCUCUCCCCUCCUCAACCUUCGGCUGGCCAAAAGAGCUGGUGAGGAAGAGGAGUUAGGACCUCCACCCUCAGUAGACGAGGCUGCUGAUGCUCUGAUGACCAGGCUGGGCUUCCUGCUGGGGGACAAGAUAAUCGGUGGAGACCCAGGGUCCCCUUACCACGCCCAGGAUGAUGGACAGAGGAUCUCUCCAUCCUCCAGUCUGGCCAGUGGCAGCACGUCCCCCUGUUCCACACUGCAGCCUCCUGUUGGAGGAGAGGGCAGCAGCACCAAGCAUGCCUCCUCCAACCACGCCUCUGUCACCUCCCCCACCUCAACACUGGAAAGCAGAGACAGCGGCAUCAUAGCCACAUUGACCAGCUAUUCUGCAGAGUCGGCAGCAGAGCAGGACAGCAGCGCCAAAUAUCCUGGCAAUGGUUAUCAUGGGAGCAGCCACAACCUCUGGCAGCAGGGGGGGCGGCCGGUGAUGGCCUCCUCCUCCUCUUCCUGUAUGGCAGCAACAGGAAACGCGAAUGACGGCUUUCUUUACAGGGUGGAUGACAACAUGGCCGCCUCCACUUACAGCCUCAACAAACUCCACCCGGACCGAGGCCCCGGCGCUGCCCGCUCUUCUGGCUCCACCCACUCCAUACCCCUCUACCUCAUGCCCCGCCCUAAUUCAGUUGCUGCAACUAGUUCUGCCCACCUUGAGGACCUAGCCUAUCUGGAUGAGCAGCAGAGACACAUCCCUUCAAGGACGUCUCUCAGAAUGCCCAGACAGAAUUCUGGGAGUCGUAAUCAGCCGGACCACAGAGUUCGUUUCACUCCCUCUCUCAACCUGAAGCCCCUGCACUUUGAGGUUCCCGGCCUCUCGUCUGAUUGGCUGUUCACCGGCAGGGAGUGGCUCUUUCAGGAAGUGGAUGCCUGUCUCUGCAGGGAUGACCCGUCAACCAGUCGGGGCGUGGUGAUCAUCGGCAACAUGGGCUUUGGCAAAACGGCCAUCAUCGCCCGUCUGGUGGCGCUCAGCUGUCAUGGAAACCGAAUGUGGCCAACCGCUGCCGGGAGCCAGACCAUUCCUAAGCAUGUAGCACCUGUUUCUUUCUCCAACGAUUCCCUGGGAAGAGGAGGAGGAAGAGGAGAUGACGGAGGAGGAGGAGGAGGAGGAGGAAGCUGCCCAGGAACCCCAGAGAUGAGGAGGAGGCAGGAGGAGGUGCUGAGGAAGCUUGCAGCACAGGUAGUCUCAUAUCACUUCUGUCAGGCAGAUAACUGUCACACCUGUCUGGUUCCCGAGUUUGUCCACAACAUGGCCGCGAUGUUAAGUGAGGCCCCUCAGCUGCUGGCCUAUCGGGAGCUGCUGCACCGGUCGCCACAGCUACAGAGCACGCUCAGUCUGCGCUCCUGCAUCCAGGAUCCGAGCUCCGCCCUCCAGAGAGGAAUACUGGAACCACUGGAUGCUCUCUACAGAGAGAGGAAGUUGCAUGUGGAAAGGGCGGGGCUUAUUAUACUGAUUGACGGGUUAAACGAGGCAGAAUUCCACCGACCGGACUACGGUGACACACUGACUUCCUUCCUGUCCCAAAACAUCCAAAAAUUUCCUUCCUGGUUGAAGGUCAUUACCACUGUCAGGACCAGUCAGCAGGACACCACCCGCUCUCUCCCUUUUCACCGCAUCUCUCUAGACAAGAUGGAGGAGAACAGUGCCAUAGACCAGGACCUGCAGGGUUACCUGAUGCAGCGUAUCCACAGCAGUGCUGAGAUCCAGAGCAACGUGUCGCUGAGCAAUGGUCGCCUUGACAACGCGGCGCUCGCCAAAUUGAUCAGCCACCUGAAGAGUCUGAGCAAAGGCUCAUACCUCUACCUGAAACUGACCCUGGACCUGAUAGAGGGAGGAUACCUGGUCCUAAAGAGCUCCAGCUUCAAGGUGGUUCCUGUGAGUCUAGCAGAGGUCUACUUGCUGCAGCUCAACAUGCGCUUUCCCACCCAGUCGUCUUUUCAGAGAGUUCUGCCGCUGCUCAACAUUACUGUGGCAUCACUGCACCCACUGACCGACCAGCAGCUGUUUGAGGUGGUGAACGCGUGCGCUCUGACCGGAGGAACGCUGCAGUGGGCCGAGUUCGUGCAGCGGCUGGAGCAGCUCUCGUCUUUUCUGCUGAGGCGGAGCGACGGCAGCUGGAUGCUGAACCACGCCUCCUUCAGGGAGUGGCUGGUUUGGAGGGAGGAGGGGCAGGACGACAGGUUCCUCUGUGACCCCAGGAGUGGGCACACUCUCCUGGCCUUCUGGCUCUGCAGACAGGACGGGAAGUUAAAUCGACAGCAGACGCUGGAGCUGGGACAUCACAUCUUGAAGGCUCACAUCUACAAGGGUCUGAGUAAGAAGCUUGGGGUUUCCUCCUCAGUUCUGCAGGGGCUGUGGCUAUCCUACAGCACGGGGAACCUGAGCCCUGCUCUCUCAUGUCUACGCAACCUCUACACCCCCAACAUCAAGGUGAGCAGGUUGCUGAUAAUGGGCGGGGCCGAUGUGAAUUACCGCAGUGAUGUUCUGAACAACGCCCCCCUGCUGUGUGUCCACGCCCACCUGGGCCACAAUGACGCCGUGGCACUGCUGCUCGAUCACGGAGCUCAGGUGGACGCUCAGUCGCAGGACGGUUUGACUGCACUGGGAUUCGCUGCUGCGGCUGGACACCUGGACAUCGUCAUCAUGCUGAGUCAGCACAGAGCUAAGGUGGGCCACGUGGACAGCUCAGGUCAGUGUGUGCUGGUGCACGCGGCUCAGCGAGGCCACCUCAAGGUGCUGCACUACCUGCUGAAGCAAGCAGACUGGAGCUGCACUUCCUGUUGUAGCCAGAGGGUGGUGAGCAAGAGCCAGGCAGUGCAGCAGGCUCUGAUUGCAGCAGCCAGCAUGGGCCACACAGAGAUAGUGUCAUACCUACUGGACCUUCCAGAGGAAGAUGAGAAAGAGGAGCAGAGACCUCAGAUCAACACAUUUGAUUGUGCCUGGGGAGAGACAGCUCUAACAGCAGCAGCAGGAAGUGGCCGCCUGUCUGUGUGCAGGCUGUUGUUGGACCAGGGAGCUGCUGUUGAGCAAGGCAACAGGCGGGGUGUGGCUCCACUCUUCAGUGCUGUGAGACGGGGCCACUGGCAGGUGGUGGAGCUGUUACUGAGUCACGGGGUGGAGGUGAACACGGUCGACCAGCAGGGUCGAACGGCUCUGAUGACGGCAGCGUCAGAGGGACAUAUGCCCACCGCCCAGCUGCUGCUGGAUCAUGGAGCCUCUCUGGACCAGACCGACAGGGAGGGGUUGACGGCGCUGAGCUGGGCGUGUCUGAAAGGCCAGCUUCCACUGGUCAAAGAGCUGGUGGAGAGAGGAGCAGCCACAACUCAUGCUGACCGCAGUGGACGGACGCCCCUGGAUCUGGCUGCUUUUCGGGGCGACCCAGAAGUGGUGCAAUACCUGGUGGAACACGGUGCGUCGGUGGAGCAUGUGGAUUGCAGCGGGAUGCGUCCUCUGGACCGAGCGGUCGGCUGCAGAAACACUUCAGCGGUCAUCGCUCUGCUCAAAAAGGGAGCCAAGAUAGGACCAGCGACCUGGGCCAUGGCAACCUCUAAACCAGACAUCUUAAUGGUUCUGCUCAGUAAAUUGAUCCAAGAGGGAGACAAACUAUACAAGCAAGGUAAAGUGAGGGAAGCUGCUCACUCGUAUCAGUCAGCGCUCCAGAAGUUUCCAGGAGACGAGCUGAAGACAUUCAGACAGCUGAGAGUGUGUGUGCUGCUCAACCUGUCACGCUGCCGCCGCAAGAUGAAUGAUUUCAGCCUUGCUGAGGAGUUUGCUACCAAAGCACUGGAAUUAAAAGUGAAAUCCUACGAGGCCUUUUAUGCCAGAGCCCGGGCCAAACGCAGCCGCAGACAGUUCCACGCAGCCUUGGAGGACCUGAUUGAGGCCAGCCGCCUGUGUCCAUCCAACCGGGAGAUCCAGCGUUUGCUGUCCCGGGUCAGGGAAGAGUGUCGGCAGGUUGCCCGACAACAGGACUCUCCCCCUCCUUCAUCACACCCUGCUUAUCUACAGAAUGUGUCCAUCAACGAGGCCAAGAGCAGAGAUUCAGGAUGUGUGCAGACGCAGGACAGGGAGGGGCUUACUGAGGAAGAGGAGGAGGAAGAGAGGGAAGAGGAGAGGUGUUACAGGGAAGGAGAUCCUCCUCCUCACUCCUCCUCCUUCCACUCUCCACCUGUGGUUCAAAGCCUUGACACCCACUGCCACCCUGGGGUGCCAUCACCUUCCUCCCUCUCCCCCACUCACCUGUAUCAUCACCUCUCCAGUCCCAUCCACUCCCCCUCUUCCUCUUCACCCUCUCACACGGCUCCUCCUCCUCCUUCCUCCUCUUAUCACCACUUCAGCCCUCCUCCCUCCCCAAUGCAGCAUCAGCAGCAAGCCAUCACAAUGUCGGAAAGUGUCCCUGCAAUGUCAGGGACUGGAGGUCUGCACCACUAUCCCCAGUCCAUCUCAGCCCUCCUCCACUCAGACCAGAAACAGGGUGUGCAGCAGCAUCACUAUCUGUCUGACCAGAGAUCCUUCCAGAAGCAGAACCCUGUCCAGGGCCAGUGGCUCCAACCAGCCAAAGUCCAGGUUAUCAGAACCAGUCAGCCCAGUUCCCAGUCCCACUCCAGUCUGGUUUUGGGGGGUUCUGCUUACUCGCAGUUUGCCAGUCUGCCCCAAGAACUGGCCGAACUGGGGGAAGGAAUUUGCCCCAGUCCCCCCGAUGACAGGCCUAGUCUGCAGGUCCAGGCUGGCCUGAAUUCUGGAGCUUCAUAUCCACUAGAUGAUGUGGACGUUGACUUGGCUCGCCAUUCGAGACCUGCAUCUUCCUAUGGGAGAGGAGCAGGAGGGGAGUGGGCAGGGAAAAACCGAUUUGCCCAGGGCCGUCAGUUCAGCCGCAACCAAUCCAAAGCAGCGUACUACCCCAUGGAAGUUACAGAGGCUACGACUGGACCCCCUGAUAGCCUUCCAUCAGUGCAUGAUUAUCAGUACCUCCACCAGGGCGGGCUACGACGCCCAGUUAGCGCCCACCCGACCUCGUCCUCGUCCUCUUCCCCCAGGCCUCUCGUCCAGAAUGCCAGCGUCCGCUUCUCCUCCAGCAGCGGCAGCCUCUCUGGCGGGCAGCCAGCCAAUCAUGGCUCAGGCUUCAGGACCUCAGCCUCCACCCAGCACAUGGAUUUACCUUCAGAUCUGGUCUCUAUGGGAGGGGUUGCCGGUUACCAUGAUGACCUCUCUCUGAUGUCCUCUCCCCAGUCAGAGAUGUUCAUGUUAGGAGGCGGGACUUAUCCUGGAGAGGUGGGCCGGUCGUCUAGGAGCACUCCUUUCAUGGGCGUCAUUGAUAAGACAGUGAGGGUGCACCAGCAGUAUCAGCAACAAGCUCCUUCUAGUUCCUCAUCCUGUCUCAGCCCCUCUCGCUCCUGGGCUGUGUCCUCAGUGGACACGGUGGUCACCUCGCCUAGCAAAACCCCCACCAACCAAGGAGGCUUCAGUCAACCGCAGCCCUCCUCCAUUGCCUACCACAACCGUAGCAACAACAAUGCCCACAACGGCCACCUCCUGCACGACAACCAGCUCGACUACUAUGAGGUGGUGGCAGGCGGUGGUCCUCGGGAUGAAGGCUCGGUGCAGGUUGCCAGUCACAAUCCCUCUUACCUGGACGUGAAGGUGGCCCGAACACUGCCAGUGAUUCAUAGCUGCUCAGACAGACCCGCAGAGAGGAAGUCAGGACCUAUGUCUCCUGUCAAACCAAAAAGACCCUUUGUCGAGUCCAACGUGUAGAGAAAAUGUUAAGUCAGACACAAAGGAGGAGGAUUAAUGAAGUGAAGGUCAGCGUACCUGUAUAUUCGAAGAUUCACUGAGGCUAUGGAAUUAUUAAGGUCCGACUAUGCUUGAAACGCACUUAGUUGUUUUACGUGUCGUUCGUACGACGUGUAGUUUGUACGACAUUCAGAGGGGAUGCAAUAAUAUUUGUUGGUUGUAUACACUCUGUUAUACUUCUGAAAAGUGAUUGAUGUAGUUUGUGUUCUUUGUUUGACGCACAAAGAGACGGAGGAAAAGCCAGUUUGGUGUUUUCACCCGGUCAGUCGCUGCGUGAAGAAGAGCACGCUUGUCGAAAUGACAAGCGCUUCGUGUGAAGCACAGGGACUCCUUUACUGUGCAAAAGUACAAUAUGGAAAACAUCAGGUUUGUCUGUGAAGCAGCCAGAGAUGAAGAAAAGAAGCGAGGACGAAGGCGAGGAGGGAAAAAUUAAAGUUGUGAAGAUCUUGAUCUUUAGUUCUGAAACAAGUGACGGCUCCUGGCAUCACAAAGCACAACGAGGAGGAAGAGGAGGAGGAUGAGGAGGAGGAAGAUUGGGGAAAUAAAAUAAAGAAACACAAAAAAAGACAUGUCACUGAAAAAUCCGCCCCCCUCCUUCCCUGGUCAUCUCUGUCUUACAGUACAUGUCCAAACUGAUGUCUCUGGAUACCCAUGUUACACUGCUCCAGACAUGGUGACAUCCAGCCAGAAGGAGAGAGAGAGGGACACACACAGAAGCACCACUAUUACCUUUAUGUGCUGUCGACGCCUUUAAUGAAGAUUUUCAUUUCCAGUUUGAAGCAUUUAAAUGAUACAGUGACUGGAAACCUGGAUCCAUCCAGGCUCUGCGUGCGCGUGCCAGGCAGAUGCUGGUCAGUGAGCCAGUCCUAAGCCAUAGUUAGUUUGAGAAACUAGGAUGAUGCUUUCAUUGAAUGAGCACUGACUUGCUGUUUAUAAAACAAAAGUAAGUGAUAUUUAUCUUUUUUAAGUUAUGUCUGUGUUAAAGUGUCUAAAUGUCGUUUCCUUUAAAACUCCGUGUCCCUUCGAUCUCUGCCUUUUGAUCUUUUUGACGGUUUUUUCACUCAGAGCAUAGAAAGUGAAACCUUCUUUUCAAGGAGACAAAAAAAAAAAAAAAAAAAAAAACCAAGAGCAGCAUUUCAUCUUCAUGAACCAGUUCAGCUGUGCUCAGUUCCAGUUCCUGCUCGUGGAUGACGGAAUCACUCUACAAUCAACAGCCUGGAAAAAUGCCUUCUAAGAUUUUUGGAUGUUUUUACUUAAGGUAGAUAUUUUUAUUUUUGUUGUUUGUUUUUUUUUUCUAUGAAGGCCUUUUGUAUUCUGUAGUCCUGUCGGUCUUAAUUUAUGCAAACCACAUGUUUGAUGAACCAUUUAUACUCAUUGCCAUGGAUACUUAGUGCUUACAUACAUGUCCCAUGAGCUGGCAGUUGGCGCCUCCUAUUGUCAGUAGUUCAGUUAAAAUAAAUAAAUAAAUUUAAAAAAAGCCAUUUGGCUGUUCACUAAACCCCUCCCCUAAACAGUGAUUGUCCAAUCACAGCUUAGCAACGGUAACGAGGCACAGCCUGUCCAGGUCUGCAAAUCUCUGUCAUGUUAGAGUGGUGUGUAAUGGAGCUGUAGGAAAAUUUAUCCUUUGCAUUGAAAAGUUUUGAUGUCUAAGUUUAAGAAAAGAAAAACACAAAAUAAAAUUUAAAAAAUGGAUUAUGUGCAUCUUAUUAAAAAAGAAACACGUGCAUCAUAAGAAGUGAACAUCCAACAACAGACAGCUCAAAUUUAUUUAUGAUGACUGAUGAUGGGUUUUUUUUUUAUUGAUAAUGUUUUCAUCGUUUGUCUCAGAUCUGUAGCACAGUAUCACGGAUGCAGCCAUCAGGUGGAUUUUAAGUCAAGAUUCUUUAAAACAGUUUUCUGUGUUAAAUCAAGGACCCAUUGUUUCAAAAAUUCAAAUUGAAUAUCUGCUGUGAGAAAACCUGACAGGGGGAGGGAGUUAACUAAUAAUCUAACCGUCAAUCCCAGGUCAGUUUUCCACAGAGUGACUGGAAAACAGACGGUUUUUAGUCCCAGAAAAUGGGACUAAAGUUUUAAGUUUUUAAAAAUGUAUUUUCUGCACACCAAUGCCUGUUUUUGUACGUUUCAUCUAAUGUUUCUAAUGAAUCAGCAACUUGUUGUCAGAGUUGCUGGUGCUGAUGUAACCUGUGACCUCUGACCUCUCUGUCAGUCUCACUGACCACUGCCCUCUUUUCUUACUGCUCAGGAGUCUCCAGCUGUGAGAAGAUGUGGUAAAUGCUUAAAUCGCUCUGCUUCACGUGACAUUUUCACACUCUGACUGCUGGACAUUGUUUAGAAUAACGAAGUACAUCGUCAGCAAGUCGAUCGGAUGUUCAAAAUUAUAUCGUCAGUGUUGCUUUAAAUCCUCGAUAUUAAACAUUUAAAAUGUGGUUUUAUUCCGCUCAUGUGAAAUUAUUGACUGCUGAGAAUUAAAUCUGAAUG
Molecule: messenger RNA, 8740 nt
Organism: Toxotes jaculatrix (banded archerfish)
Lineage: Eukaryota; Metazoa; Chordata; Actinopteri; Toxotidae
Gene: tanc2a
Product: tetratricopeptide repeat, ankyrin repeat and coiled-coil containing 2a
Exons: 29
Coding region: 308-6223 (1971 amino acids)
Biological process (GO): regulation of dendritic spine morphogenesis
Cellular component (GO): dendritic spine
Molecular function (GO): protein binding
Source: RefSeq, a predicted model, not a curated record